AUGAGCGGACAUGAUAUGCCGGGGUGGUCGGUGCCGCCUCCUUAUGCUGGUGCAUAUAAUGGUCAGGGCACGGAGGAGCAUAAUGCGCAGCCCAACGCGCCGGCUAAUGGGUACCUAGCGCCUGUUCCCAACUCAGGCCUACCAGUGUCUCAGUUACCGCCCAUGCCACCGUCUACAUUUGGCGCAUACAAUGUCCCUUGGGCAUACCCGAAUCACAACCCCGAGAAUGGUUCUAUGACCCCCGCACCGCCUUUGCCUUUCCUCAACCCUGGAUUCUUCAAUCCUGCGAUGGGCAUGCCCCCUCCGUUUCCUAUGAUGCCCUUCAACGCCAUGCUUCCGUUCCAGGGUGCACAAUCCAUGAGCACAGUAGCCUCGCCUCGAAGAGCAAGGUCUGGGACACCACCUGUGAUGGUGCCUGUCCCUGACAAGGCAUACAUGGAGACGGCAUCAAAAGUCCCGCGAAGACGCAAUUCGCCUCGACCUCUCCUGGUCAUCCUUGACUUAAACGGCACGCUCAUUCUCCGAAAACACAAGCGAUUACCACCCAGCUUCGCCCGACGCCAUGGUCUCGGCCAGUUCCUCGAAGAGUUAACAAGGAAACAUUCCGUAAUGGUUUGGUCCAGCUCAAAACCUCAGACUGUCAACGCCAUCUGCGAAAGACUCUUCCCAGGCGACAAAGCAAAGACCCUCGUGGCGCAAUGGGGACGAGACAAAUUCGGCCUCACAAGCGUGCAAUACAACUCCAAACUCCAAGUCUACAAAGAAUUGCACAAAGUCUGGAGAGAUCGCCAAGUCCAAUCCACAUACCCGGACAACAACCCGACAGACAGCGAAUUCCCCUCAAGUCACCGCUGGGACCAAAGUAAUACGAUUCUCAUCGAUGACAGCAAACUUAAAGCUCUCAGCGAACCAUACAACAUUCUCGAAAUCCCCGAAUUCACAAAUAAUCCCUCCAUUGACGAAUCAACCCUCUUCAAAAAAGUCCUCGCUAGACUCGAAUACCUCUCCUACUACGAUGACGUGAGCAAGGUCUUCCGGGAAUGGAACGAGCAGGCCACGAACGAGAAAUGCUCUAUUCUCGAAACCCACCUGCCUCAAUUGAAAGAGGAUUGUCAUGUCGAAAUAUAUGAUGAAGAAGACGGUGGAGUCAGUCUACGUCAAAUCUCUCCCGGCGAGCAGGCUCGCGCGAGGGAGGCAUUGGCACUAUCACAGGAUACUGGCCAAGAUGGUUUCAAGCCAGGAGGGAAGAAAAAGGCAAUUCGAGCCUCCCAGAAGGAGCGCAAGAGGCUUGCAAAAGAGAGGGAGGCAGCGCUGGCGGCUGCCAAUGCCAAUGCCGAUGCCGAUGCCGGUGUUGAUACCAAAGUCGAUGUGAAAGUCGAAGCCAGAGCCGAAGCGGUCCCAGCCGGCAUCGAGCCUGCGGUCUCGACAGAUCCAAUGGCCAACCCAGACAAGAAAAAGAAGAAAAAGAAAAAGAAAGCAAAGAAAGGCAAACUCCCAGAAUCAGAUCCGAGUCUGGAGCCAAACGGUCCAUUGCAUGACUUCCGCCAACAUGGCCAUGUGAAGGAAAUAGAACCGACAGAGAGUUUGGAGACUACCACAGUCGUGGUACAGGAGUCUACGCCUAUUGAUUCCGUUGAUUCCGUUAACACGGUUAUCAGCUCUGUCGAGGGAAAAUUUAUCUCUGAACAUUCCGAAGAUAUUUCAAACGAGACGUCCCUUCCUCCACGCCCGCGCUCACCAUCUUCUGCAUCCGAUAUCGGAUCCAAUAACUCGUUGUUAGAUCGAUUGGAGGAAGGACUCGGGUUUCCGAAGCCAUAA
Messenger RNA from Penicillium maclennaniae, 1818 nucleotides. RefSeq names its product NIF domain protein. Bases 1 to 1818 code for a protein of 605 amino acids. NCBI's taxonomy places the organism in Eukaryota, Fungi, Ascomycota, Eurotiomycetes, Eurotiales, Aspergillaceae. Gene Ontology annotation, molecular function: phosphoprotein phosphatase activity. The transcript has a single exon. The record is from RefSeq and is a predicted model, not a curated record.